AUGUCUCAAUCCGAGGAAAGGCCCCUCCAUCAAGUGGAAUACAAGAUAGAUCAUUCUAUACCUUUGAAUGAUGCUAGGAAUGUACCUUCGAUGUUCAAUUUCAUGAUUCAGCAUUUGGAUCUAACAAGUUACUUGUCGUCUUCCCCAACUCCAACGACAACGACAACGCUCACGGCCAAUACAAGUUCAAAUUCAAGUUCAAGUCUAUUGACACUUCAAAGAACGUCUAAAUCCUUCUUUAACAUAAUAACACCUUUAAUCUAUAGAGACUUGAUAAUCGAUCUGAAAGAUGCCAAGAAUCCAACAAGUAUCUCACCAUUUCAUUUUUAUCCAAACCCCCAACCAAAGUUGUCCGAAUGGAAAUCGAGGUGUUUCGCAUAUACAGAGAAUAUCGAGUUUGUAGGUUCUCACGCAUUUGAAUGUGAGGUUUUUCAAGAUUGUCAGUUAGUAUUACCCAGAUUGAGAAAAGUUAGAAUCACUUUACCGAGUGGUAGAUAUAAGUCAUUUUGUGGGAAAGAUUCUCUCUUAUCUUUAUCAUCUCCUCGAUGUACAAGAGACGUAGCAAAAGGAAGAUCAAAAGAAGAUGGAUUGAAAUGCCCUUUAUUACAAAGUCUCAAGAUGGAUAAACUCAUAGUGGAAGUAGAUCGUCUAGAUAGGAUCAACCUAUUUGCCAGGAGAGAUUGGUUCGAUAAUGAUGAAUUGAUCAUUAGGAUAGGAAGAGUAGGUGAAGAUUACAUGAUCCAUAGCGAGGAAGAAUGGCCUGUGUUCGAAGAACAGGAAGAGGAAGAAGGAGAGGAAGCAGCGGCUGGUGUGUAUCCGAAAGGGAAAAGUAUAGACCAAGGAAAAGAGAGAUACAAGGGCAAUUUUACGCGAAAUGUCAAAAUCAAUUCAACCUCAUCUCAAGAUAGUACUAUCAAAUACUCCAACAGACUCAACUUGAUCCCUUCAUUGGAUACUCAUAAUACAACUCCAAAUUUGACGAUCAUAUUUCUCUCACUACCUUCACAGCCAACUUCCAAACCACUCUCAUCAGAAGAUAUACGUUCGGAUCAUCAAAGAAUCAAUCAUCAUUUAUUCUCUUUGGCCAAUAUACUUUCUUUUGAAGGAUGGCAAAAAAUCGUAUUGGUGAACAGUGGUGUAUUGAUGUUUCAUAAAUACGGUAUAAGACGGGAUAUAAUUGAAUUGAGAAAAAUGCAAUUAGAAAUCAAAGAUAUAUUACUUACAAUCAUGAUAAGAUAUCUUGGACUGAAGGAUUUUCAAGUGAAGAAUACAAUGGACAAAAUCGAAUUUACAUUGUUGGAUGAUUAUCUGAAUCAAGAAAGGGAAAGAGAAGAUGAAGUUAGGAUUAAAGCUAAAUCGGGUGAAAAAAGUAGAAAGUUAUUGUAUUGA
This is a messenger RNA of Kwoniella shivajii, 1389 nucleotides long. RefSeq lists its product as uncharacterized. The record is from RefSeq and is a predicted model, not a curated record. The transcript has a single exon. The coding region runs from base 1 to 1389 and encodes 462 amino acids. NCBI's taxonomy places the organism in Eukaryota, Fungi, Basidiomycota, Tremellomycetes, Tremellales, Cryptococcaceae.